UUGCUAACUGAAUAGUAAUUUUGCUCUGUGCUUGUGCAAAAAGGAAGAAAAGAGGGUCGACUAUAGUGGAGUGCUGCUGGGCUGGAAGAAGGGUACGAGGUACUUUUCUAUUAUUAUUGUUCGUACACUCUGCCUGUUUCCACCUCCUUAUCCUGGCGAAAGGUUGAACGGUUAAAAUGGAGGCGGAUAGAUCCGGCGGAGGACCAAACCCGAACUCCGGAGGUAGCAGCGGAGCGGGGCGCAACCCAAACGGGCCCAAAGCAGCACCGGGCCCGGCGACAUCAGCUGCGGCGGCAGGGGUGAUGGCAGCAGCGGCGGCGGCGGCAGCAGCCGGGGCCAUGCCCGGAUCGUCCCAGGCUAGGGAGCUACAGGACGGGGACUCGGGCAUGUCGCUUCCUGGGAUCCUACACUUCAUCCAGUACGAGUGGGGACGCUUCCAGGCCGAGAAAUACCGCUGGGAGGCAGAGAGAGACGAACUCAGGGCUCAGGUGGCGUUCCUUCAGGGUGAGAGGAAGGGGCAGGAGAACAUGAAACAGGACCUGGUGAGGCGGAUCAAAAUGCUGGAGUACGCCCUGAAACAAGAGAGGGCUAAACACCAGAAGCUUAAGACGGGAAACGACCAGAGUCCCGGAGACAAGAAACCAGAGACAGAGGCAGACCAACUUCCCAAUGGGCCGGCUGAGUCAGACUCUGAGCCAGCCAAUCAGAUGUCCUGGAAGGAGGGACGUCAGCUACUACGCAAAUAUCUUGAGGAGGUGGGUUAUUCAGACACCAUUCUGGACAUGCGGUCUAAGCGUGUGCGCUCGCUGCUCGGGCGGAGCAGCCCCGAGGCUAACGGGCCUGCCCCCAUUGAAAGCUCACCUGAGCCCGAGCCCCGGGCGGGGGGGGAGUCGCUGUUGGUCAGACAGAUAGAGGAACAAAUCAAGAGCCAACAGAACAAGACGCAGAAAGGAUGUCUAAAACGGAGGGCAUCCUCCACCAUGACAACAUGGAACGCGGGCAAGGAAAACUCUAAGGAACAUCUGGGCAGCUCGGUGCUCGAUAAAAUCCCCUUCCUGCAUGGCUGCGAGGACGACGAUGAAGACGACAGUGACGAGGAAGAUGACUUUCAAGGCAUGGCCACUGACUGCAUUGAUGGACCGCGCAAGAACAAAAAGUCCCGUGUAAAGUCGGAGCCCAUGACCACGGACCUGGACCCGGAGGAUGAGGAGGACGAAGACGACUCGGAAGACGCCCUCAGUGAAUUUGACUUCCUGGGCUCGGGGGAGGAUGGGGAGGGGGCGGGAGAGGCCCGGAUCUCGGGGGACGGACGGGAGCUAGAGAACCGCAGGAACAAGUUACAAGGCAUGAUGUCGGACUUCCCCCCUAAACCCACCCCGCCCCCCUCCGUUUCGGGACAAGCUCGCUCCGGGGAAGGUGGAGCCCUGGGUUUUUCCUCUGACGUCUUCAUUAUGGAUGCCGUCGGGGGAGGGGACAUGAACCUGGGUGAACUGGCUGAUCUCACCGUUGCCAAUGACAACGAUCUCUCCAUGGAUAUGCAGGAUAACAGAGACGAGUUUAAGAAGACAUGGAACCCUCGUUUCACACUACGCAGCCACUUCGAUGCCAUCCGAGCUUUGACCUUUCACCCCAGCCAAGCAGUGCUGCUCACAGCCUCCGAGGAUGGAACACUAAAACUGUGGAACCUCAACAAGUCCAUGCACUCUAAAAAGAACGCAGCAUUGGAUGUUGAGCCCAUCUACACAUUUAGAGCACACAGCGGAGCUGCUCUGUCGCUCUCCAUGGGCGAGGACGGAGAAUCCUGCUACAGCGGGGGUCUAGAUGGAGCUGUCAGAUGUUGGAAGAUGCCCGACCUCAAUGUGGAUCCUUAUGAUAACUACGAUCCGGGCAUCGAGAGCAGUGUACUAGCCGGUCACGAGGACAGCGUGUGGGGUCUAACAUUCUCAGCAGUUCACCAUCGUCUUGCCUCAUGCUCAGCCGAUGGCACCAUUCGCAUCUGGGACCCUCAGAACUCGGCUCCCUGUCUGUCUGUCUUCAAUAAAGAAAGAGAGCACGGCACACCCACAUCAGUAGCAUUUGUGGCCACUGACCCCAACCAGGUGGUGGUGUCAUUCGACGCUGGAGAGACACUGCUCUAUGACCUCAACGCGGAGCAAAGCAUCAUUGCGCUAGAGACACAGACCAAGGAUGGCAGUGAGCUGAUCAACCGUGUUGUCAGUCACCCAUCUGAGCCCGUCUCCAUCACUGCCCAUGAGAACCGCACCAUCCGUUUCAUGGACAACAAGACAGGUAAAGUUGUCCACUCAAUGGUGGCUCACCUGGAUGCCGUCACCUGUCUCACUACAGACCCUAACGGCACUUACCUCAUCUCCGGCAGCCACGACUGCUCGGUGCGCCUGUGGAUGCUGGACAACAGGACGUGCGUGCAGGAGAUCACGGCUCACAGGAAGAAGCACGACGAGGCCAUCCAUGACGUAGCCUUCCACUCUUCACAGCCCUUUAUCGCCAGCGCCGGCGCAGAUGCACUUGCCAAGAUCUUUGUCUGAAAGCAUUCUGCUGUCAUUCUGAGUCCUACAUAGACAACUGGGCGAAAAGAGACUGAAGACGACAGAACACAUUUCAACUGCUUACACAGACACACACACACAUAACACCCAACACACACUUUUCCUGCACCCCACUGGUUGGGUCAUCGCCACAGGACGUCACCUCCCUUCAAUUCCUCACUAUUCUCUGAUGCCUCAGUGACUUCUUGUUAUACCAAUCACACUGCUUUUUUUAUAAAAUCCCAAUCGCUCUGUUUUCAAAUAAUAAUCUUUGGAGAAACACUUUUUCUACACUACAAUAUUCUGUUCUUUUGAUUUUAUUUCAUUCAACCUGCCGACACACUACUCACAUUUCACAGAGAAACCACAGCUUGCACUGCACAUCGCACACGAUGCACAAAUGCACCUCAACAUUUCAUUUGAGAUCUUUUUUUAACAAAUUGCUUGUGGCUAGCAUACAUAUGUAGGCAUGACUAAUAACAGUUAAGUUUCCCAGUGUGGGCGGAAAACACUUGCCCAACAUCUACAUUGGGAUUCAAUGUAUUACAUUCCAAAGACUCCAGGUAGAGCGUGUGUGGUGGCAAUUUUCGGGGUUGGAGAAUGUUAAAGUUGUCUAUGAUGUGACACAAACAUUAGACAGUUGCUAACCAGUGUUGAACAAAUAGCUUUAAUUUCAGCUUUAUGGCCAAGUCUCAUUGUAUGUCCGAGUAUUAUAGCAUCCCCAUGAUUCAGCCUCUAAUUAUGUGUGUGUGUGUGUGUGUUUUUGUGUGUGUGUGUGUGUGUGAUAAAAUGACACUCUGCUGUACAAGAUUAAUGAACGUAACUCCACAAUCAUGGUACAUUUCUACAGAUGGUCAGUGUGAACUCUGCAGACCGAUGCUCUCACACCACAUUUACUAGCUACAGAUGGAUAUCAUACAAGUACAGUUCGUGUCCGCAGAGAUACAGGGGUAGUGAGGCCAGUCUGUCUCAACAAAUGACGCCGUUUGUGUCAUUUGGUGCUUUCCACUGAACACUGUAAGAGUGUGCGUGUUUGAAUAUGCACUAGUUAAAUCACGGUGCUAUGAAAGACCUUGUCAGUCUUGAGUCAGAAUCAGGGACCUACUUUGUGUGUACAUGUGAGAAAGAGAGACUGUGUUUCUCACUCAACGGGCUAAAGAGUGAAUAUGCUUUUUAAAUGACAUUUCAUUGUUAAAUCAUUUCAAUACUUGUGGUCUGAUUUCAGAAUUGAAGUUCAGUGUUAAUUUCUCUCAUUGAAGGUUUGCGAGUAAGGUUGGCAGUGAUCGUUUCAGGUUUGAGGAGAGCUGAUGAUAGUUGCAUUAAGGAAAAUGAUUCCUCAGAUGAGAGCUCUUCAGAUCGUCUUUUUCAUUUCAUCCUGAAGUGGGUGCCAGUAUGUAGGCAGUGCUUGUUUCUGGCGUGCUGUAAUUUAAUCAGGCUUUUAAAAAAAGAAAGUUUGACAUUACCUUCACUUGUGUGUUGAGGUGAGGAUCCCUCGUGUUGAUUUGACGUGCAUCAGUUGCACAGUAGCACAUUUCCCAUGAGAGCUAAUGAUGUGAAGCUGGUCUCUUUCAGAAGAGGCAUGCUGGGAGAAAUAGCCUCAGGAGGAGAAAGAAAAGGUCCCUUUUUUUUUAAAAGAGAAAAAAGAUGAGAGAAUUGAUUUUUACGAUGUGUGGGUGUCAGUUUAUAUAAGUAACAUGACUAGGUUCAAAAUCAGUCUCGCCGAUGUGUUACUGUUGCUGCUGAUGUUGAACAAAACUCAGAGAACAUUUGAUUUAGGUGGAAAAAAAGUUCCUUUGAGACACCCCUCGUCUAUCUCUGUCUGUGUCCUGUAGUUAUUUCUGAUAACUGCAGGAAACUUGGUUUGCUUUAGGUAAGAGUUGCCCUUUAUGAGCUGACCUGACUUCAAAUUACUUGAGUCAUUUUAUCUUAUUGUCUUUAGAGGAAAAAUACAAUUAGAUGUUCAAUCAGUUGGUUAAGGGGCAUCCUCCACAUUUUUAAGACUACAGGGUCACACUACGGGUCAGAGUUCAGACCCAAGGGUUCAAUGUUGCCUAGAGGUAAACACUCUGUUCCUAAUCACUUUGGACAAGAGCAUUCAUAGUUCUGAUUUGUUUUCCUAAAACAGCGUGGUAGAGUGUGCUGUUCAAGAUCUUGGUUCGACUAUAUUAUAGUACUGCUGCUGGAAAUAACGUCCUAUUAUCACAUUAAACUACUUUUUGGCUCCACUUUGCACUACAUCUAAGUAUGGAUGCUUCUGUUGAAGAGUGGUAACAGACAGGGUGCAUAAAAUAAUGUUUUACAGGCAAUUACUUUACAUUAAGGAGUAAAUACUACAAUGGUUGAACCCGCUGUGGCUCACAGUUAUUGGAUAGUGAGAGUAACUGAUGGCCCCUUUCUCAGAAUAAAGACAAAUCAGUAUGACACAUCAAAAAAGAAAUUGAAACAGAAGUUGUAAAUGAUGACUAGAGAUGCCAUUAUGUGCUGUAAAUGUCCAUCAUUUCCUUGUUUUUUUUCUUGCAUUUCUUUUCCUUGAUUAUGAAUAUGAUUAUUAAGAUGUAAGAAUACUGUAGUAUCAUAAGUUAAUCAUUCUUCCUGGCUAGGCAUAGAACUUGCUUGUGAUUGAUAAUAACAAUGUAUAACUUGUAAAAAAGCAAAAUGAUUAAAAAAACAUGAAAAAUUCAGAAAAUAAGUUUAAAAAAAAAAUCUGUUACCAGUCAGAGGCCAAGGUAAAGGACUCUCUUUUCUUUGUGUUUUUAUUUUUUUAUUAGCAAUUUAUCACUGUGUGAUAUUUUGUACAUCAUAUUAAGCUGUAUUCAAACUAUUUCCUCUAACUACAAGGGAUAAGAGACCUGCUUUUUAUUAAUUUUGUUUUAUUAUAUAUUUUUGAACUGCAUUCUAGCUUGUAUCAAAUGACUUUCUCUUUUUGUUUACGGGUCCCCUGUUGUAUGUCAUUAAGGAAGAAAAAAGCAAAAAAUGAAGUUUUUGUACAGUGAACUGAGA
Molecule: messenger RNA, 5546 nt
Organism: Trematomus bernacchii (emerald rockcod)
Lineage: Eukaryota; Metazoa; Chordata; Actinopteri; Perciformes; Nototheniidae
Gene: strn4
Product: striatin, calmodulin binding protein 4
Exons: 19
Coding region: 177-2546 (789 amino acids)
Cellular component (GO): dendrite
Molecular function (GO): protein phosphatase 2A binding; armadillo repeat domain binding; protein-containing complex binding
Source: RefSeq, a predicted model, not a curated record